AUGUCGAUUCUGCAGAAAAGCAUUUUGUACAGCCUCCUACUUCUCCAAUGUGCUCUGAGCACAGUAGCAACCCAGGAUGACCUCCGCCACGUCAAUCCCCUGAUCGGGUCAACCAAUGGCGGCAAUGUCUUCGCAGGCGCAAGCCUCCCCUAUGGCAUGGCAAAGCCUGUCGCCGACGUCGAUGGUCAGAAUACUGGAGGUUUCUCGACUGAUGGGAGCAAUGUCACCGGCUUCUCGCAUAUGCAUGAUAGUGGCACAGGCGGGAACCCAUCUAUGGGAAAUUUCCCUCUGUUCCCACAGUACUGCAAAGACAAUGUUGUGGAUAACUGCAAGUUCCCUAAAGCUGCUCGUGCGGUCCACUACAAGAAUGACUCUGUAGUUGCGCAGCCUGGCUACUUUGCCUUGACACUCGAGAAUGGCAUCAAGGCAGAGAUGACUGCGGCGCGGCGCACGGCGUUGUACCGUUUCACUUUCCCAAAUGGAAGGACGGCGGAUGGAAAUGAUCUGAACCCGGUGAUCUCGGUGGAUCUAACUGAUCUGUGGGAUAGUCGACAGAAUGCUUCCAUUAGCCUUGAUGCUGAUAAAGCUCGAAUCAAAGGCAACGGUACUUUUUUGCCGAGCUUCGGGGCUGGCUCAUACAAAUCAUAUUUCUGUGCUGAUUUCGGCGACACUAUCGAUGUCGAUGACAGCGGAAUAUGGGUCAAUGACCGAGCUGGAUCAGUGCAAGAGUUGUUUGUCACCCGCGGCUUCAACAACUUCUACCUUCAAGCCGGAGGCUAUAUGGCCUUUGAUCGUCCAGACAAUGGAAUAGUGACUGUGAGGGUGGGUGUCAGCUUUAUCAGCUCGGAUCAAGCUUGCAAAAAUGCCGAAACGGAAGUGCCUAAGCCGGAAAGUGCCUUUGAUAAUCUGCGCGAAAGUGCAGAGGCUGCAUGGAAGGAGAAGCUCAGUCCGAUCAAGGUCACGCCGGGUGGUGCCAGCGAUGACAUGGUCCACAGUUUCUGGAGUGGUAUAUACCGAACCAUGUUAUCACCUCAAGAUUUGACUGGAGAGAAUCCACUGUGGAAAAGUGAUGAGCCAUACUUUGACUCUUUCUACUGCCUGUGGGACGCUUUCAGGUCGCAGCAUCCGUUCCUCACAAUCAUUGACCCAAAGGCACAGUCAAAAAUGGUCCGCAGCUUGCUGGACACCUUCAAGCACGAAGGAUGGCUGCCCGAUUGCCGCAUGAGUCUCUGCAAAGGCUGGACACAGGGAGGUUCCAAUGCCGAUAUCGUUCUCGCAGAUGCCUACGUGAAGAACCUGACCGGUAUCGACUGGGAACUUGCCUAUAAGGCUAUGAUCAACGAUGCAGAGAACGAGCCACUCGAAUGGUCAUAUGAAGGGCGAGGUGGUUUGCAGAGCUGGAAACACCUCAACUACAUCCCAUAUCUAGACUUUGACUAUAUUGGCUUUGGAACCAAUUCACGGAGCAUCUCGCGAACGGUGGAGUACGCAUACAAUGACUAUGCCCUAUCAGUCGUAGGCAAGGGCCUCGGCAAAAAGGAUUACACCACAUAUUUGUCUCGGUCUGGCAACUGGCAAAACCUAUACAAAGAAGACCAAAAAUCACUGCUUGAGAAUGGAACAGAUACUGGCUUUACUGGGUUCUUUCAGCCAAAGUACAUCAACGGAACUUGGGGCUAUCAGGAUCCUAUUGCCUGCAGUGCUCUGGCGUCGUGGUGCUCUCUCACCUCGAACCCUUCAGAGACAUUCGAGUCCAGCAUCUGGGAGUAUCUCUUCUUCGUCCCUCAUGACAUGGCAAAUUUGAUCAAGAUGGUCGGCGGCCCAAAGUCCUUCGUGUCUCGUUUGGACUAUUUCCACACCUCUGGCUUAGCAGACAUGGGCAAUGAACCUGUCUUCUUGACCGUGUACGAUUAUCACUACGCCGGACGCCCUGGUCUGUCCGCCAGUCGAGCCCACGCUUACAUUCCAUCAUCUUUCAACGGCACACACAACGGCCUACCUGGCAACGACGACUCGGGCGCCAUGGGCUCAUUCCUGGCAUGGAGCUUAAUGGGUCUUUUCCCGAAUCCCGGUCAGAAUGUGUACCUGAUUAUUCCUCCGUUCUUUGAAGCUGUCGCAAUCACUCACCCUGAAACCAACCAAACUGCUACCAUUCGGAAUGUCAACUUCGACAAAAGCUACAAGAAGAUCUAUAUCCAGAGUGCCAAGCUCAAUGGGAAGCCCUACACCAAGAGCUGGAUUGGACAUGAGUUCUUUACUCGAGGAAUGACGCUGGAGCUGACACUCGGGGACCAGGAGAGCAAAUGGGGUACACGCAAGGAGGACUUACCUCCGAGUUUGAGCGACUCGGUUGCUGUAGUUGGAGAUCACGAUGGGAUGUAG
Molecule: messenger RNA, 2382 nt
Organism: Penicillium concentricum
Lineage: Eukaryota; Fungi; Ascomycota; Eurotiomycetes; Eurotiales; Aspergillaceae
Product: GH92 family glycosyl hydrolase
Exons: 2
Coding region: 1-2382 (793 amino acids)
Biological process (GO): carbohydrate metabolic process; protein deglycosylation; glycoprotein catabolic process
Cellular component (GO): cytosol; nucleus
Molecular function (GO): peptide-N4-(N-acetyl-beta-glucosaminyl)asparagine amidase activity; carbohydrate binding
Source: RefSeq, a predicted model, not a curated record